Populus euphratica (Euphrates poplar) is the source of this 650-nucleotide messenger RNA. It is a transcript of the gene NOI, whose product is annotated as RPM1-interacting protein 4 (RIN4) family protein. The record is from RefSeq and is a predicted model, not a curated record. The coding region runs from base 101 to 337 and encodes 78 amino acids. Lineage: Eukaryota; Viridiplantae; Streptophyta; Magnoliopsida; Malpighiales; Salicaceae. The transcript is spliced from 3 exons.
CCCAUUUUACACUCUCUCUAAAAAAGGAAACUCUCUCUUUCCCCGUCUCUUUGCUCUCUCUGAUUAGUAUUUUUAGCUGAAAAGUCUCUCUCUGGAAUUCAUGUCGGACACAGGUCGGCCACUGCCAAAAUUUGGUGAAUGGGAUGUCAAUGAUCCUGCAUCAGCUGAGGGAUUUACUGUGAUAUUUAAUAAGGCAAGGGAUGAGAAGAAGACAGGUGGCAAACCGGAGUCACCAGGAAAGGCUGGUGAUUCUCAUGUUAAGCCUGGAGUAAAUCCUGCCAAACAUCAGCCUAAAAAAUGGUUCUGCUGCAUCCAAAGUCCGCAGGUGGACUCUUGACGGUGCCUUUCCCACGUAAGAGCUUCAAGAGAAGUGUAUGUUCGUCUAUCUGUGGCCCCACAAUGUAUUUACCAAAGAAGAUAGGAGCUGUAGAGUGUUGACGAGUACUCCUGGAAUUUGUUUUUUUGUGUUGUAAAACUGAGUUGUGGUGGGGGGAAAGAGCAAAUACACAAUUAUUGUAUCUAUCAUGAAUCGGAAUGUUUUUCUUCUCUUUGCUUUCUCUCAUGUUGUAAGCUGUAGAGCUUUCGUGUCGUUUAGUUUCAUGUAAUGGGCUUUGUUUGUGAAAUACAUAAUUUUUAAAUUCUUUUCUGAA